Molecule: messenger RNA, 1032 nt
Organism: Clonostachys byssicola
Lineage: Eukaryota; Fungi; Ascomycota; Sordariomycetes; Hypocreales; Bionectriaceae
Source: the annotation of a GenBank genome assembly
AUGAAGUUCUCCGCCUCUACCGUCCUCCUGGCCGCCGCCCUCGGCGUGUCUGCCCAUCCUCAUGGCGCUGUCCACAACCAUAUUCACCGCGAUACCAACCUCGAAGUCCGCGACCAGUUUGUCAAGAACGUGAAGCCCACCUCUACUGUCUUCCAGACUGUUACUGUUCCGGCUGUGAACGCUCUCAACAACGUACCAACCAGCUCAAGCUCUGCUUCCGUUGCCGUUCCCGCUACCACCACCUCCUCCAAGGCCGCCGCCACGACCACUGCCAGCAGCAGCAGUGGUACUAUUGGCGGCAGUGCCCCCUGGACGGAUGAUUUCUGCACCGGAACCAGCAAGCGCGGCACCGCUGAACAGAAUGCCUUCUCUGGCAACACUGGUACCACCUAUGGUUGCAACCUCAAGUUUGUUGAGGAGAGCGCCGCCAAGAACUAUCAGUACAUCUCUGUUCUCGAGAACGCCGCCAGUGAGAAGCAGGUUUGCGCCUGCUUCCUGAAGAGCGGGCCCGAUGGUAAGGCCUUCACAGGAUUCUGGAAGGGUAACCAAGUUCUUGACUUUGAGCUCGCCCCUGGUGCCAAGAAGUAUCUGGCUGUCCAGGCUGGCACUAUUGGUGGCUGCUCUUGCGGCGUCGGUUCCCUCCCUCUUACUGCUCUUGGUCAGAUCUCUGGUGUGUGGCUGGAAUUGGAGUACGGCAGCGAAUUGAACGGUGGCUUCUCCGGUGCCGAUGCCUCUUCUCUGGUUCCUGAGGAUAACGGCAACCCCAUCCAGGGAUUGACCCUCACUACUGAGAACCCAACACUUGUCUCGGGUCACGAGAAGAAGUCGAUCAUCUACCCCAACGGUGACGGCUGCAACGCUUUCCCCAAGGGCACCAAUGCCGCUGAUGGUUGGGGCUUCAACAUUGCCAACUCGCAGAAGGGCGGUGAUUCUAUCCGUCUGCAUGCUAAGUGGGGAACCACUGGCACUCUGGCUGACUGCCCCAACGUUACUGAAGCCGAUGGCAAGAACUGGCGCCAGACCCGUGCUUAA